Seminavis robusta is the source of this 1218-nucleotide messenger RNA. NCBI's taxonomy places the organism in Eukaryota, Bacillariophyta, Bacillariophyceae, Naviculales, Naviculaceae. The record is from the annotation of a GenBank genome assembly.
AUGACAAAGUCAAAGGAAGAUGAUGAUAAAGAGCUGUAUCAAUUCGUCGCAUCAAUGCCCAAAGUGGAGUUGCACGCUCACUUGAAUGGUUGUAUCCGAGAGGAAACCUUGUUCGAUUUGGCGCGACAAAAGAAUGUGGAACUUCCCGCCAAGCUUUUCUCUCUUGAUCAUCAUACUAACAACGACGAUCAUGUCAAUUCCUUCAUGUACAAUGUCAAACCUCGGUCUCUGACGGAUUGUUUUGACAUGUUUGCCGUGAUUCCCAAGUGUGUCAAUGACCUGGCUUCAUUGGAACGAAUCACUCGAGAAGCGUUGCAAGACUUUGCCAACCAUCACGUGGCCUACCUGGAAUUGCGAUCCACUCCCAAACGAAUCAACCAGUCUCUCUCCAAACGACAAUACGUAGAAACCAUUCUGCGGGUCAUGAAGGAAUUCCAAGAGGUCGAAGAAGAGAGAUAUCAACAACAAUCUACCAGUACCAGUAGUACCGAAACGACAACCAGAUUGCCCAUGAAGUGUCGCUUUCUGGUAUCGAUCGAUCGUUCUGGAUCCGUCCAUGAAGCCCAAGAAAAUGCGGAUUUGGCAAUUGAAUUCUCACAACAACCAAACUCUUUGGUGGUUGGAAUGGACAUUGGAGGCAACCCCACCAAAAAUGACUUUACAGAUUUUAAACCUGCUCUCUCCAGAGCCCGAAAGGCUGGACUCAAAACAACGGUUCAUUGUGGCGAAGUUCCGGUUGCAGCUGGACCCGAUGACACAGACCCACGCCUUGCCAAAGCACGAGACGAAGUCUUGGCCAUUUUCGAGUUUCGACCGGAUCGACUAGGUCACGCCUUGCUCUUGCCCGAAUCCUUGCGAAACGAGCUCACGACGCUCCAGGUGCCAGUGGAAUCCUGCCCUACGAGCAAUGUCAUGACAUUGGAACUAGCGAAACACAUGGGCGGGGAUUUGAUUCAUGGUCUGCGACAACACCCGCAACUACAGUACUGGUUAGACGACAAUUAUCCCAUAUCCAUUGGAACCGACGACCCGGGUGUGUUUAACACGGAUGCCACGCAAGAGCUUGUAUUGUUGGCCAAGGCACAAGAAGGAGUUACAACAGAGACACUGAAACGGAUAGUAUUGGAUUCGGUCAAUCAUGCAUUUUGCAAUGUCGAAUUGAAGGACCAGAUGAAGCAGCUAAUGGGGGAAUUCUUUGCCACCAUGGAACAGGUUUAG